GGAGGGCAUGGCGGUGACGUCACGGCGGGCGGGUGAGGGCGGCGAUGGCGGUGACGUCACGGCGGGCGGGUGAGGGCGGCGAUGGCGGGGCCGGGCCGGGCGCUGCCCGCGCUCCCCUCAGGGCGCUCCUCCAAGUGGGACAUCCGCGAGAAGGUGUGGGAGCACCUGGAGGCCUCGGGCCUGGCCGAGUUCCCGCGGCCCGUGCGCGGCCGCAUCCCCAACUUCAAGGGCGCCUCCCAUGCUGCCACGAGGCUUCUGGGCUUGCAGGAGUUCCAGGCUGCCCGCAGAGUAAAAAUAAACCCCGAUGCUCCCCAGAGGAACGCGCGCUUCCUGACGCUGGAAGCCAGGAAGACUUUGCUGGUUCCCACACCACGUCUGAGGACUGGGCUGUUCAAUAGGAUCGUUCCCCCUGCAGGUGCCACCAAGGAGAUCCUGAGGAGAUGUGCCACGUCUCAGGGUGUCAGAGACUACAGCGUCCCUGUGGGGCUGGAUGGGAAAGCACAAGUGGACCUGGUUGUUGUGGGAUCAGUGGCUGUCUCUGAAAAAGGCUGGAGGAUUGGCAAAGGGGAAGGUUAUGCAGACAUGGAAUAUGCAAUGAUGGUGUCCAUGGGGGCAGUGCAGGAGGACACACCUGUGGUCACCAUCGUGCACGACUGCCAGGUGCUUGACAUAGCAGAGGAGCUGGUGGAUGAUCAUGAUUUAACUGUGGAUUACAUCCUCACCCCAACAAGGACUAUCCAGACAAACUGCAAACGGCCAAAACCUCAGGGAAUAAUGUGGCACAAGGUCAGCUCUGAGAUGCUGGGAAAAAUCCCCAUCCUGAAGACUCUUCGAUGCAGGGAGAAGCAGGCUGGCAAGGAUGUCACCCUCCAGGAUGAGCAUCCAGCCCUGGCAAACACCAACAGAGCAGCGAUUUCAAAGAAGGUGAUGGCUGCAAACACCCAACCACAGCCUGCUCCAGGCUCAAUGGGACAGCUCCAUGUGGAAAGUGAUCCUGGAAAUCCCAGAUUGGAGGGAUCUGACACAGUUACCACAGUGUAUGUGGGGAACUUGCCUGGCAGCCUGCGGGUGAGCGAGCUGAAAAGUGCUCUGAGGGAACUGCAGGUGGUUCCUGUUCGGUUGAGCUGGCAGGGAGCACAGCACAGGGCUUUCCUGGAUUACAGGGACCACGGAGCUGCACACAGAGCUGUGUCCUCCUUGCAGGGCCUGAGCCUGGGGGGCAAUGCUCUGACAGCAGAGCUGGCCAAGGGCCAGAGGAACAAAGGGCAAGGAGAAAUCAAUAGUCACAGAUGAGUAUGAAGGAGAAAAAUAAACAAAUUAAAAAUGGUGUUUUCAUCGUUUUGUGAGAAGCCAACCUGAAGUUUUAAGGUUUUUAGUAACCCUCAGGUUUAACAAAACCAAAUUUUUCCACAACCUGUCCUCACUCCUGC
This is a messenger RNA of Prinia subflava (tawny-flanked prinia), 1430 nucleotides long. It is a transcript of the gene MTHFSD, whose product is annotated as methenyltetrahydrofolate synthetase domain containing. Gene Ontology annotation, cellular component: cytoplasm. The coding region runs from base 82 to 1293 and encodes 403 amino acids. The record is from RefSeq and is a predicted model, not a curated record. NCBI's taxonomy places the organism in Eukaryota, Metazoa, Chordata, Aves, Passeriformes, Cisticolidae. Gene Ontology annotation, molecular function: RNA binding. The transcript has 7 exons.